AUGAAUGCAGUGGUAAUGGAAGGGAGCAAAAAGGGAUUCUUGGUGUACCGAGUCACAGCUACAGAUUGUGAUUACAACCCAAAGUAUAAAAACCUGACCUACCAGUUAUCAGGUGCUGAUAAAGAAUACUUCUCAAUUGAGAGAGAAGUGUAUGGAGACUUCCAGGUUGGAGUGAUAAAGCUGGAGAAGCAGAUAAGUAUUGACAUUAAGGAGAUGUAUGAGGUCAACAUCAAUGUGACAGAUGGACAAAACAGCAAUCAGGCGUCAUUGACCAUCACAGUGGAGGAUGUAAAUGACCAUGACCCGGAGUUCACAGAACCACUGUAUGACUUUUCCACCCCAGAAACUGACAAUCACACCAGUGGGACCCCCAUCAGAAUUAAAGUAGGUCAAGUCAAUGCAACAGACAAGGACCCAUAUAAAAACGGAGAAAUAUCCUACAGAAUUGUUACCUCUGAUGUGGAGAGCUUCUUCAAUAUUACACAAGAUGGGGAUGUCUUUCUGAUUGGUGAGGUGAAUAGAGACCAGUGUUCCAAUCACAGAUACUCGUUUACUGUGAUUGCUGAGGAUGCUGGUUCUCCCAAACGAACGGGUUUUACGGAAGUUGUGGUAAACAUUACUGACGUAAAUGAUAAUUCUCCUGGGUUUAAGAAUGCAAUUUACAAUGGAUCUAUAAAGGAGAACUCGGUUAAUGGAAGCAGUGUCUCGUUUAAUCCACCUAUUUCUGCUGUGGAUGAUGAUGAGUCAAUAAAUGGGACUGCUGGAAUUCGCUUCUUCAUCAUGAGUUCUGAUCCUGCGGAGUUACCAUUUACCAUUGAUAAUACAACAGGAAGAAUUUGGGUUAAUAAUUCUGGGAUUCUUGACAGGGAAACAAACCCAAACUACACAAUCCAGGUGGUGGCCCGAGAUAGACUAGGAGGAGCUGACUGUCUUUCCAACACCACGAGCGUUACUAUUAGUGUACAGGAUGCCAAUGAUAACCCGCCACGCUUCACUAAUUCUAGUUACAGUUUCAGUAUACUAGAGAAUGUGGAGUAUGGAGAAUUAGUUGGCAGUGUUACAGCAUGGGAUCCUGACCUAGAUUACUCACUUACCUAUUACAUAUCCUCAGGAGGGGACGGACAUUUCUCUAUCACUGACAAAACAGCUGGAAACAUAACUGUCAGCAAAACUUUGGACCGUGAGAAAAAGGCCAAUUACAGCUUAACUGUAAGAGUAAGUGAUGGAAAGCAUGACGCGAGUGUAACUGUUUUGAUUAUCCUUGAGGAUGUAAAUGACAACCUUCCUUUGUUUGAGUCCUCUCUGCUCAUGGACAGUGAAAUUGAAGAAAGAAAUGUCUCUUACCCAAUUCAAAUUUAUACCCUCAAAGCAACAGAUGAUGAUGAAGGAAUAAAUGCAGAAAUAAAGUACUUUUUGAAUUAUUCAGCUUCAGAAAUUCCAGCUUCAAACAUGACCAAACUCUUCACUCUAAAUGAAAAUGGUACAUUGCUUCUAAAAAGAAAGUUGGACAGGGAGGAAAGGGAUAAAUACUCAUUGCCUGUGUUUGCAAUGGAUGGAGGAAACCAGACUACACCUGCCACAAUCGAGGUAUUGGUACAGGACAUUAAUGAUAAUGUCCCGGUCUUCUACAACCAUGACAACACGACCAUCACAAACUAUUCCGUGAGCGUGCUGGAGAUGUCCCCCGUCAACUCCAUCAUUUACCUCCCAGUAUGUCGAGAUAAAGACGCAGGGGAGAAUGGAACUGUAUCAUUUAGUUUAAAAAGUCUGCUUCCUAGUGUUAAUGAUCUGUUGGCCAUAGAUACAAACUCGGGGACUGUGUCUAUAAAAAGCCCAAUAUCAGUGAACAACCUUAUACACAUUACAAAUGGAACCAACCAGACCGUCAACCUUACUUAUGUUAUAACAGCCAAAGAUGGAGGAACCCCCCCUCGUUCUACAGAUUUCACCCUAUAUCUUGUCGUAGAAAACAUCAAUGACAAUGCUCCUGUGUUUGAGAAGGCUCACUACAACUUCUCAAUUUCAGAAAAUGCAACAGCUAAUACUUUUGUGGGUGAUAUAAAAGCUUUUGUUGUCAAUGAGACUUUCUAUCAUCUGACCUACUCCAUGAUAGAACAAGCCGAUGCCUCCUCCAACUUCACUAUCACCUCAGAUGGAAAGGUUUUUACAAAGGGAGUCUUGGACCGUGAGACUAAGAGCCAGGUGACAUUUGCCGCUAGGGUGGUGGAUGGAAGGGUGCCAGAGAGGACAGCCUUUACUGUGGUAGCCAUAACUUUGUUGGAUGUAAAUGAUAACAAUCCAAUGUUUGGGAAACCAGACUACCAGUAUACAGUGACAGAGAAUGAUGUUAACCCACCCCCUCUUAUUGUAUCAGCCACUGACAGGGACCAGGGGGAAAAUGCUCAGCUUACAUACUCACUCAUAGGAGAUACAGAUGGGAGGUUUGUGCUGAAUGAAACAACAGGGACACUUGGAGUGAAUGGUUCAUUGGACAGAGAGAUGGACACUUACCGUUAUUUACAAAUUAUGGCUGUAGAUAAUGGAUACUAUCGGCUUUCUUCUACUGUCAAUGUCACAGUAAGAGUCUGUGAUGUCAAUGAUCAUGCUCCAAAAUUUGAGUCAUCACAACUUACAAGAAACAUAUCAGAAAAUCUUUCAGGCGUACAGACUAUAGCCAUGGUGAGAGCUGAAGAUCCAGAUGCUGGAUUAAAUGGAACCAUUGUUUACGAGUUGGAGAAUGAUCUUGGGCUGUUCCAGAUAGACUCUCUCAAUGGUACGGUGUUUUGUACAAGGCCUUUGGAUUACGAGGAACAGGAAGUGUACAACCUGACAAUCUCGGCUACAGACAUGGGCUCUCCCCCUCGUAGCUCUUGCACAAACCUGGUGGUGCAGGUCACUGAUAUUCCAGACAAUGUGCCGACAUUCAGCAAGGCCUUGUAUGAAGUCAAUGCCAGCAUCUCGGACAAAGUGGGAGAGUCACUACUGAAGCUUAAAGCUGGAGACAAGACCAGUUACAUUAUCACAGAGGGUAACCAAGAGAGGAGAUUUAGUUUGAACAAAGAUACAGGAGAGGUCAAAGUUCAGCGAAGUUUGGCUCAUGGUCAGGCUGAGUACUUGUUAUCAGUGGAGGCCAAGAACACAGACUCCAAUUUAACAGCUACAACAAAGGUCUUGAUAAAUAUUGUGGACUUCAACACAGUGAGUUCAUCAGUUCCACAUUACACAGCCUCACUGAUGGAGAACAAUAAGGAGACUAUUGUAGUGUUUAACCUUACAAGUCAGGACAGAUACGGAGCAGGGCUGGAGUACAGGAUCAUCAGGACUGAUCCACCGGUGGCCAUCGGAUAUUUCUACAUUACUUCUGGCCAGGUGUUUUGUAAUCAGUCUGUAGACAGAGAAACUAUAAGUCACAUCACACUCUAUAUAGAAUCAACAGAGAUACAGUUACCUCAGGGACGAAAGAAGAGAAGUGCUAGAACAGGGGAUAUAAUUUUGGAGGUCAGUAUAGGGGAUGAGAAUGACAACCCUCCUUCCUUUUCUGUGGCUAAUGUAACAGAUUCUCUGGUGUUUGGAGUGCCUUUAGGUGCUAAAGCUGGAGAUCUUGUGGGAGUUAUAAAGGCUUUUGAUCCAGACUCUGUCAGUGCUGGGAAGGUGAGGUAUAACAUUUCCGGGGGAGAUAUGACUAAGUUCUAUGUAUACCCUACCACGGGGCAGAUAGUGGUACGACAGGCACUGUACCAGGACCACCGUAAUGACUAUACACUGAUAGUGACCGCUACAGACGAAGACAGAAAGAAUGACACGGCCAAUGUCACGGUGUUGGUGGUGCCCAGUUCCAGCUCAAUGAUCCUGACUGUACCCUUGGCAAAUGAUCAAAUGAUGUCGCACAAACACAACCUAGCACAGAACUUGAAUGAAUUACUUGGAUAUAAAUGUGAAUUUGAAAAAAUCACCACACACAUUGAAAACAACCGCAUUGAACCAUGCAGAACCGAUAUCACACUUCAUUGCAUUGAUCCAACCAAGAAUUUUGUGGUUCCAAAAUAUCUUGUACAGGGAAUCAUUCAGAACAAAAGUCGAGAAAUAACGGCUGUAUUUUGCAAAGCCCUUGUUGACCCCUCACCAUGCGGAGAAUGUGAUGAUGUCACUGUUCAGAGAAUACCACUCAAGCACUCCUCAAAGACUUCUACGACUGAAAUUGCAUUGAUUGUGAUUGGAGCCCUUAUCCUCAUAGGGGGAUCAGCCUCAAUUGCUCUAAUCCUAGCUUCUCCAAAAAAAGAUGAUGAGGAUAAGAAUGACAAGCAGCAACAGAAUAAUGUUGACAUGUGGGAAUUAGAGAGUAUGGCCGCCUCCAGUCUGAGUAAAGCUACAGGAACAGCAGCUGGAGUCGUCAACCCAAUGUAUACCACACAGGAAGGGGAAAACACCCAGACUUCUCCCACAGCUGAGGCUCAGGUUGAGGAACAGAGCAACACAGAAAAAAAUACCACCCGGAAGAGAGCAACCUCGUAUGAAUCACAAGAAGUAGUUCUGAAUUUUCAGGAAGACAAUAUUGAUGAUGACGGCAACCAUCAAAUUAACCACAGUAAUGCAGACAGCGGAGUUGAGAAUGAGUCUGACUCCAGCCACUCUGGUUCCAUACAGACAGAGAACGAGAUGGAAGCCUCAGGGGGGCCAUCGGGAGAAGGUGCUGAGGGAGGGAUUGAGAUAAAGGAUGAUUCCUUCCAGACAAAAUCACCAGUAAAUGAGAGAAAGAGCAUUUUCAUUGCCAUGGAGACAGGGGACACAACUGAUGAUGAGAUUAGCUAUGAUGGAUCCACUGCUUCUGGAGGUGAACAAAGGAUGAAUGACAUUGAGGAUGAUUUAGUGGAUGGAGGAAUCAGGGCAGAGGAGACAGACAUGGCUGAAGAGUUCAUCAGCAAUAAGGCAUGUGAUGAAACAGGAGAACUAAAUAAACCCUUGUCUGGGGCCAAAUCUGUCACAUUCAAACCAGGUCCCCCAGUGGUGGAAGAGUAUGAGGCACAGGAGGAUGAGGUGACUUGUUUUUAGACAAUGCACCACCAUUAACAGGAAACAGCUGAGUGCAGGAUGUGCCUCUUAUUUAUUAUGAUUGUACAGUGAAAUUUUAGUUUGUGAAUUAAUGUACAUGUAUAUACUCUAAGAUUUAAGGUAUUUAUGCCCCCUUAAUCAUCUGUCUGUCUUUUGUCCACAAAAACUUUCAAACAGUUGGUGCUAAGACUUUCAUAUUCCAUUCAUAUUCCAUAGGGGUAUUUUUUGUGACAAGGUCUUUCUUUGGAUACCAACACUUUUGACCUCAUGACCUUGACCUCAUAAUCUUGAGGUACUUUUGAAAAAUUUUAACCUUGGUGAUGAGUUGCCAUACAGUGGCAUCAGUGUUUCACAAACACAUCUUGUUUUAUUUAAAGGUAUACCUUUAUUUGCCUUACUGUGAACAAACUUGAAUGAUUAUAAAUUGUUUGAUUUCCUUUUGCUCAACACUUAUGUUGUACAAUGUGCUAUCAUAUGUUUGUUGUAAUCAAUAUGUUUCUGUAUGAUUUUUUUUCUUAUUUUGCUUACAUAUAGUGUAUAUAGCAUUUGGAUAUUUUAGGAAUUUAAGUGUAAUUUGAUUUUCUAUACAUGAACUGAAAUACUCAAACAUCUUCAUAUAUAGCUGCAUUACUGUCGGUUUUUUUAGGUGUCAUGUAACAGCUCCAUUUUGUAGGAUGCUCAGAUGUGGUUAAUUCAUAAAAAUUCAUGUGUGUGAAGAAAUUGUUGGAAUAAAGAUAACUGUAAAGUAAACAAAUGAAUCACAUUAACGUACUGAAUUUAAUGGACAAAUUCCAUAAGAUAUUUAUUACUGACAAAACUACUAUAUACCAGAAUUUCUUUGUCAGAUUAAAUUUGUAUGAUAACAUUUUAAUGCCACAAAUCAAAACAGUGAAAUUUUAAUUUUGUUAUAGAAAAUAUUAUGUUGUUUCGGUCCAAAAAAAAUAAUAAUCCAGUUAAGACUUAGCUGAAUUGUUCAGACUUGCCAUUUCUGUGAACCG
Messenger RNA from Saccostrea echinata, 6047 nucleotides. RefSeq names its product protocadherin Fat 4-like. Bases 1 to 5049 code for a protein of 1682 amino acids. Lineage: Eukaryota; Metazoa; Mollusca; Bivalvia; Ostreida; Ostreidae. Gene Ontology annotation, molecular function: calcium ion binding. The transcript is spliced from 27 exons. Gene Ontology annotation, biological process: homophilic cell-cell adhesion. Gene Ontology annotation, cellular component: plasma membrane. The record is from RefSeq and is a predicted model, not a curated record.